Ylistrum balloti is the source of this 2194-nucleotide messenger RNA. RefSeq names its product complex I assembly factor ACAD9, mitochondrial-like. Bases 36 to 1928 code for a protein of 630 amino acids. The transcript has 18 exons. The record is from RefSeq and is a predicted model, not a curated record. Lineage: Eukaryota; Metazoa; Mollusca; Bivalvia; Pectinida; Pectinidae. Gene Ontology annotation, molecular function: acyl-CoA dehydrogenase activity; flavin adenine dinucleotide binding.
GACUGUCACAACGGACUUUGCCCUGAGAACAAAAUAUGUUUUCUAAAACAAGUUUACACUUUGCAAAGUCAACACAGAAAUGUCACAUUUUUAAAACACACCGGAUUUUUUCUUCAGUACGAUGGUGUGCAAAUCAAGUUGCAUCUCAAACAGAUUCGCCUGUGUAUACGGUAGAGGACAACCGGCCCAUCACAAAUGUUCCAUUUGCUAAAAAUCUAUUUGUGGGAAAGUUGGAUAAGGCAUUUCUGGCUUACCCAACAAUACCAGAAGAUGAGCUGAAUGAUUUAAACCAAAUGGUUCAGCCCAUCGAGAAAUAUUUUGAGGAAGCAUUGGACUCCAAAUCAAUUGAUGUGAAUGCUAAAAUAUCAGAGGAAACCCUUCAGGAAAUUAAGGACCUUGGUUUAUUUGGUCAGCAAAUCCCAGAAGAACAUGGUGGGCUUGGAUUAAAUGCUACAAAAUUCGCUCGUCUGGCUGAGAUAACAGCUUUAGAUGGUUCAGUAGCUGUCACCUUGGCAGCUCACCAGUCUAUAGGACUAAAAGGUAUAUUGAUUGCUGGAAAUGAUCAACAGAAAGAAAAAUACCUUCCCAAGCUGGCCACAGGAGAAAACAUUGCAGCCUUCUGUCUCACUGAACCAUCCAGUGGAAGUGAUGCAGCCUCCAUUCAAACUAAGGCGACUCUUUCUGAGGAUGGCAAAACAUUUUACCUGAAUGGUGGGAAAAUUUGGAUCUCCAAUGGAGGCAUUGCUGAAAUCUUUACGGUAUUUGCCAAAACAGAGGUGGAAAAGGAUGGAAAGAAAGUUGAUAAAGUAACAGCUUUCAUAGUGGAGAGAAGUUUUGGUGGUGUUACUAGUGGCAAACCAGAGGAUAAGUUAGGCAUCCGUGGUUCUAACACAUGUGAGGUUCAUUUUGACAAUACACCCGUCCCAAUAGAGAAUGUACUCGGAGAGGUUGGAGGGGGAUUCAAGGUUGCCAUGAAUAUAUUAAACAGUGGACGAUUCAGUAUGGGCAGCUCAGGAGCUGGUAUUCUCAAGAAGUUGAUCGCCAUGACAGCAGAACAUGCCAUAAGCAGGAAACAAUUUGGAAAGCACCUUUCAGAAUUCCGACUUAUUAAGGAAAAGUUUGCGAAGAUGGCUGUAACAACGUACGCUAUGGAGAGUAUGGCUUACUGGACGGCAGGUAUUAUAGACCAGUACCAACAGCCUGACUGUUCACUGGAGGCAGCAAUGGUCAAGAUUUUCAGCUCAGAAGGAUGCUGGGUUUGUGUGAAUGAGUGCCUACAGAUUUUGGGAGGUCUUGGCUACAUGAAGGACUACCCUUAUGAGAGAUAUCUCCGGGAUGGACGAAUUUUAAUGAUAUUUGAGGGGACAAAUGAGAUUUUGAGAAUGUUUGUUGCACUGAAUGGACUACAGUUUGCAGGAAAGGCUCUGAAGGAACAAAUAAAAGUCUCAAACAUUCUCACCAACCCUUCAACACUGCUCAGAAUGUACUUUGAAACUGAACCAAAACUAACUAUGAAGCUACAUGAGGGAAUUCACCCGACUCUAAAGCCUCAAGCAGACAUGUUGGAAAAAUAUACACUACAUUUACAAAGAGCUGUUGUGAAAAUACUGUCCAAAUACAAAAAGGAGGUGGUAGACCAACAGAUUCAUCAGAAACGAAUGGCUGACAUAGCAAUUGACCUUUUCGGAAUGACAGCUUGUAUAGCAAGAACCUCCAGGUCGUACUGUAUUGGACUGAAAAACUCUGACCAUGAGGUGAUGCUGACCAAGGCUUUCUGCUAUGAAGCCAGAGAAAGAAUUGAGCAAAAUCUGAAAGAUUUGAGAGCAGAAACAUUUGAGAACAAUGAUGACACCCUAGAAAGCAUAGCUGACACAAUAUUCAAGAACCAUGGUUACGCUGCAUCCCAUCCAUUGGACAGAAAUUGGUGAGGAGUUUUACACUCGCUGUGUAUAACAGACAACAGAUUUCUGUUCACAAAGUGUCACAGUGUUGCUGCUGUAUAAGAACCUGUUUGUGAACUGAUGGAGUGCCAACUUGAUGUCUGUGAACUGAUAGAAUUUGAGCUUGAUACAACUUUAAGUGUUACAAAGAAGGAUGAUAGUUAAUAGUGCAUUACAGUUAUAGAUGGUAGAAUAUUGUGUAAGUGGGUAAACUACAACAGCAAAGUGACAUGGGGCAUAGUGACAUGGGGCAU